CGGCGCGGCAUGGGGGAGGCCAGUGACAUGGACAGCGGGAUCGUGCUGCACUCGGGCUCUGAAAGCCCAGUGUCCCCCCCGAAGGAACGGGUGCUGGUGGGGCAGCGGCAGCAGCAGGCACUGGAGGCCCAGCUGGAUGGCUGCAUCCAGGAGCUGCGACAGCUGUGCCUGCGUGAGGCGGAGCUGACGGGGACCCUGCCCUGCGAGUACCCCCUGAAAGCUGGCGAGAAGCCCCCCAAGGUCCGUCGCAGGAUCGGGGCUGCCUUCAAGCUGGAUGAGAUCACCGUUCUGCGUGGGGUGGCACCUCCGGCCGCCCCCGGACCUCGGCCCGCGGCUAUUUCUGGGAAGACAGGUGGCUCCGGACAGAAAUAG
Messenger RNA from Zonotrichia albicollis (white-throated sparrow), 372 nucleotides. NCBI's taxonomy places the organism in Eukaryota, Metazoa, Chordata, Aves, Passeriformes, Passerellidae. The record is from RefSeq and is a predicted model, not a curated record.